This is a messenger RNA of Magallana angulata, 1448 nucleotides long. RefSeq lists its product as uncharacterized. The record is from RefSeq and is a predicted model, not a curated record. The transcript has 6 exons. Bases 188 to 1336 code for a protein of 382 amino acids. NCBI's taxonomy places the organism in Eukaryota, Metazoa, Mollusca, Bivalvia, Ostreida, Ostreidae.
AAAAUAAUCAUUCUAAUCUCCCUCCCCAAACCAAAAAAAGUAUUUCACAUUUAGAAAAAUUUAUUUAUUAUUUUUAAUUUUAUAAUAAUGUUUUUGAUCUUAGUGAAGUUAGUCUGGUAUUCGGCAUGUGCUAUAUUGCCCGAACCCAUUUUGGUCUUACUUAUAACCGGUCGUCAACAUCAACAACAUGGAUUCCUGUGUUCUGGAAUACGUACAAGUCCUUCAACAAAAUGUUGCCGAAUUACACCAAAUGGGUAAAGAAUGGGGUAUGACAGAGGAAGAGAUGUCAGCCUGUAUCGAAAGAGUAUUGAAGGAAGAUGAGAAUGUCGUUGUAGCUCCCCCACCUACCUUUACAUUGAGGCGUAUCUUACGACGUGUUCCCGUUGCAAUUUUCUUUCUGUUUGUGACCAUUCUGGUCAUUGCGUGUGGUGCGAUGGUUCUAUUUUACGUUUACCCACCUGCAUGGAAUUAUGUAUCAGGAGCACUUAAACUAUAUGACUACAAAAUGUUGAGAGCGGUGCGUCUUGCAGCACUUCCUCUGCACCGUUAUUUCAAUAUCACAAGUUUGUAUGAUGCCGAAUGCAUUGUUGGCAACCCCUGGUUUGAGGGACCUUCUAAAGAAUGUAUCUGGUGUAGAGAUGUGCACAAAUUUGAAAUUUUAAAUGACACUACAGACCAAGAUUUAAUAACAAAUUAUCUCAGAGAAGCAAGACCUAUGGUUUUUCAGGGGUUGGCUAAGAAAGUAACAUUUGAUGACUUAAGACAAUUGUACAGAAAUAAUAAGGAUGUCCUUGACACAGCUGCUGUCUUCCAAUCCAAUGUGCCAGGAAUGAAGAACAUUGAGGACCUGUUUAUAGAUGAAAUAGAGGAGGACUUUUUGUACAAGGACAAAACAACCAUCUACUGGACGACCAAAAACAUCCCUAGCAGUCAGGUGAUGAGGAAGUUGUUUCCUCGUCCAUCUUUUAUUCCUUCUGAGAGUGAAGUGGCUUUGGAUAAAGUGGUUUUCGUGGAUGGUCAUAAAUCAGGCCACUAUGAAGUAACAACUGUAAGGUUUGAAAUGGGCUAUUACAUGCAGCUGUCAAGCAGUCGCAAGGUGAUAGUCACGCCCUCCAGACAUUGUAGAGAGGUGUGCAGCCCCAUGCAUACCUUGAUGAAUGAAGGAGACAUUAUGACCUAUAACCCCUUGGUCUGGAGAGCAGUGAUGAUGCCAAAUGUAGACAAUAUGCUCAGCAUUGGAUAUUUGGGGUCCUACUCUUUUGCUGGAUUGAAACAGGAUGAGAUUAAUCCAGAAGAUCAGCCCCCUUCAUCACAUGAUUGGGAGAAAAAGGAAUGAUCAAUAGAACUGGUUUUUUUAUUCAUUGACAAAUUCUAAAGCAGAACCAAGAAUGAGAACAAUGAAAGUUUUCUUCAAUUUUUUAUUUUAAUAAAUGAAAUGUUACAUUUUG